Messenger RNA from Podospora pseudopauciseta, 1537 nucleotides. RefSeq lists its product as uncharacterized. The record is from RefSeq and is a predicted model, not a curated record. Lineage: Eukaryota; Fungi; Ascomycota; Sordariomycetes; Sordariales; Podosporaceae. Bases 196 to 1455 code for a protein of 419 amino acids. The transcript is spliced from 2 exons.
CGUUAAGGUGUCACCGUGUUGCCCUUGGGAAUGGUUACGCCAGGGAGAUGAAACGUGAUGGCCCUCUCUUGCCCAGACAAAUGAAGUCAUUCCCAGGGACCGAAGCCAGGGAGUCUUGCGUGGGGUUGGCGUUGGGCACACGCAGGCUGAUCGCAUGCCAACUUGCGAGAUUCCGGUCUGAGAGAAAAGUCUGAUAUGCCCCAUACUUUGGGUCUCUCUGCUCUUUCUGGCCAAAACAACCACCGGAAACACUCGCAGCAAAAAACGACCAUGUCGGCCACAGUCCUCAUCGGGCAGGCUCCCACCAAUCUUGGCCCACUGACCACAACAUUCACACCACCGCCAGAAUGCACAGUAGCAGUUGGCGCAGGAAGGGGCGGGUUCCUUGGGGACUUGUUCGGGGGAGGGGAUGACAAGAGUAUUGCAUAUCUGGGACAAGCAUGCUCUCGAAAUCGAGCUGUCGAUGAUACAGCAUGUUGGCCAGCGACCUCAGAGGGCGCAGAGUCAAAGAAAGCGCCCUUGAACGGGUGGGGCUUCUACUCGCCGGGCCUGCAUUGCCCAGUGGGUUAUGCGACUGCUUGUGCGGCAACAGGUGGAAGUGGUGGGGGGUCUGGAUGGCCGGUCCAGUUCAGGCUUCUCGCCGGAGAAACUGCUGUUGGCUGUUGCCCCAGUGGGUAUGGUUGUGCCAAUAUCAACGGGCAAACAUGCACACUGGUGGUGACAUCGUCGACUAUUCCAACAGUCACCUGCGAUGGCAGCAAAAGCCAAAACUUUGGCUUUCAAACAGUCCCAGACCCUGAAGCAUCCAUCACAGCAUUCAGCAUGUUUGCCCCGAUGAUUCAGAUCAACUGGCAGAGCAGCGAUCGGCCAGCCACCACCACAUCAUCUACCGGCACUGGGUCAACAGCGUCCUCCACCAGACCAACAACAUCAAACCCCCUAGCCUCGGCAUCUGGCACCAAAGUCAUUGACACAGAGGACGAAUCUGCCGAAGAGACGCUUGUGCUCGAUGAUAAUUCCCAGGCGACUGGGACAGGAAGGGUGCCAACAAGGACGCUUGGAGCUCCGGGAUCGGCUUCGGAUGCAGCUGAUGCAAGCUCUGGCGAAGAUAGCGAAGGGUUGUCAUCGAACGUCAAGGUUGGACUUGGUGUAGUGGGAGCUUCCGUGGUGCUGUUGGCUUUGGUAAUUGGGCUGUUUUGGUGCUGGAGGAAACGAAAGAAUGCUGCAGAAGAGCAGGAGCUCGAUCGGCUGUAUGGGCAAAAGACUGCGACAGGUUCGACCAGUGAUUUGACCAGAAGCGACGAGAUUCCUGGAUGGUGUCGAGGACAGCGUUUGGCAACGCCGACGCAAAAGGAGCCAUUUUUCAGGGAAAGUCUGCGAGAGAUGAGGAUGCCGGCAGAGCCAUAUCAACAUGGAGGGUCGCCAUAUUUUCGGGACCCAGGAUAUCGUGUAUAAGUUUCAUGUAGACCUCGCAGGUUAAGUUGUUGCAAUGCAAUGCCAUCUCAUUCAGAAGAACAAAGUGAUUGAACCAUUGCCA